AUGUUGAAGCAGUUUCAUAUCAACAUCCCACUUGUAGAGGCACUUGAGCAAAUGCCUAACUAUGUAAAAUUCAUGAAAGAUGUUCUUACAAGGAAGAGAAGGUUAGGAGAGUUUGAAACCGUGACUCUAACCAAAGAGUGUAGUUCAUUUUUGCAAGACAAGUUGCCACCAAAGUUGAAGGAUCCUGGGAGUUUCACUAUUCCUUGUACUAUUGGAGAUACUUAUUGUGGGAUGGCUUUAUGCGAUCUGGGUGCAAGCAUUAACUUGAUGCCAAUGUCUAUUUUCAAGCAAUUGGGGAUUGGAGAAGUUAGGCCUACUACAGUUACUCUUCAACUAGCAGAUAGAUCUCUUGCUCAUCCGGAUGGGAAGAUUGAAGAUGUAUUGGUGAGGGUAGACAAAUUCAUAUUCCCUGCUGAUUUUAUUAUGCUAGACUAUGAGGCAGAUAGAGAGGUGCCCAUUAUCUUGGGGAGGCCAUUUCUUGCGAUAGGAAGAACUUUAAUAGAUGUGUAG
Molecule: messenger RNA, 510 nt
Organism: Humulus lupulus (European hop)
Lineage: Eukaryota; Viridiplantae; Streptophyta; Magnoliopsida; Rosales; Cannabaceae
Exons: 1
Coding region: 1-510 (169 amino acids)
Source: RefSeq, a predicted model, not a curated record